GUAAUACCAAUGUAUAUAACAUGAUAUCCAUUAAGUAAUACAAUUUCUAUGCAUACAUUUUUCAUGUGUCAACUGUGUAUAACCCCCCCCCCCCCACACACACACACACUCAUAGAUACUUGACAAACACAAAUGUGACACACCCUUGCUCACACCCUUGUGUGUGUGUGUGUGUGUGUGCGUGCCCGUGCCCUAAUGGUGCGUAGUCAUGUUAGACAUUGACCCCAGUGUUUUCCGUACACAGCACAUACAUUUGACAUUCUCUCCUUUCGCCCACCCUCUACACACACUCCGUGUCAUUUAAGUUUCUUCUCACUGUAAGAUUUCGAUUUAGGUCAUUUUCUCUCCACCUUGCCAGUUUGUAGCACAGUUCUUCUGCUCCAUGAUCACAUCUCAUCAGGCUACGAGACUCUUCUUAUCUGCGGCAGUGUUUUGCUUUUCGCCAUACGACAGGACGGAGGAAACGUACAAGCGAGCUAUACAGUAUUUCCGAUCUUGGGUUGUUAGAACUUAAUUAGCCAUGAAUCCAGCUGGUGCCUUGGAUCCGCAGGGUAUGGUGAUGAGACCGGUCGGGUGUCCACCCGGGCUGGAGUACUUAGCCCAGAUUGACCAGCUCCUCAUUCAUCAGAAGGUGGAGCUGGCUGAAGUCAUUUUAGGAUGGGAGAGCAGGAACAAGUACCUGGUGAAGAACACGAUCGGGCAGCAGGUCUUCUACGUGGCCGAGGACACCAACUGCUGUAACCGGUUGUGCUGCGGGUCAAUUCGCCCGUUCGACCUCCACGUCCAGGACAACAUGGGCCAGGAGGUGAUCAAGUUCGUGCGACCUCUUCGCUGUGACAGCUGUUUGUGCCCCUGCUUUCUGCAAGAGUUGGAGGUGCAGUCUCCGCCGGGCACUCCUAUUGGCUACGUGGUUCAGACGUGGCACCCCUGCCUGCCCAAGUACACUAUUCAAAAUGAGAACAAGCAGGACGUCCUGAGGAUCGUGGGCCCCUGCUGCUCCUGGAAAUGUUGUACUGAUGUGAACUUUGAGGUUUUGUCCUUGGAUGAAGGCGACUCCGUGGGCCGGAUCAGCAAGCAGUGGACUGGCAUCAUCCAAGAGGCUUUCAGCGACGCUGACAAUUUCGGGAUCAAGUUCCCUAUGGACCUGGAUGUCAAGAUGAAGGCUGUGCUUCUCGGAGCAUGUUUUCUCAUCGACUUUAUGUUCUAUGAGCAUAAAGACUAAAAAGAGAUUGAGUUCCUUCCUGUUUUGGUCCACAUUUCGUCCACAUAUGUCCAUGCUUCAUUUCUUCUUUUUUUAUUCCAGAAAUACUGUGAAUAGAUGUGUACACCAUACAGUAUUAUUUGUUUAUACUGUGGUGUUAAUUUUGACUUUUCUAGAUGUUCUUCUGUGGUCAAUAAAGUAUCUAUCUAUCUAUC
This is a messenger RNA of Clarias gariepinus (North African catfish), 1416 nucleotides long. RefSeq names its product phospholipid scramblase 1-like. Gene Ontology annotation, biological process: plasma membrane phospholipid scrambling. Gene Ontology annotation, molecular function: phospholipid scramblase activity. The record is from RefSeq and is a predicted model, not a curated record. Bases 521 to 1222 code for a protein of 233 amino acids. NCBI's taxonomy places the organism in Eukaryota, Metazoa, Chordata, Actinopteri, Siluriformes, Clariidae. Gene Ontology annotation, cellular component: plasma membrane. The transcript is spliced from 8 exons.